GCUCAUUACUCUACACGACUCAUCAUGAAAAGAACGCGAAACUUACUCCUUGCCGCCGCCGCCGCCACUGCCCUCGGCAGCUCUUUCGAAUUUGCCGCCGCCCAGGGCAACGUUACAUGUGCUAGCAAUACAACCGAUUGGUAUCACGACCUUGUUGGAGAAACACCUUGUAUGACAUACUGGAGGUUGCGAUCCAUAUGCAACCCACAGUAUGAGGUCCCUACAUUUCGUCCCAACACGCCGGGAGAUAAUUGUGAUGAUCAGCUAGCCGACUGUUGUUGCAACUCAGUAGCAUGGGCAUUGAGCAUGUUGUGCAUGAAUUGCCAGCUCGGCACUCCACAGGCGCCUAAUGGGAUCGACGCCGGAAAGGGCGCCUACGAGAUAUACAUGAGCAAUGGCAUUCAAGAGUGCACCCCUAACGUCAACCAGACCCUCCCCGGGAGCAUACAGCCCGCGACGUGCAACAAAGGCUUGAAGCUACCCAAUUUCUUGUACACGCUGUUCUGGGUCACUGGUGACUGGUACUACGUAUAUACGAUGGAUACGGCCGUAGCGUCGGUGGCUUCCGCGGGAUCAAACAAGUCGUCGCUCUUCACUGCUCAAGGCUGUCCAACGGUGUCCCCAAACAUUUCCGUGUCCGCUGGUCCGAGCUCACCUACUUCCGGUACCUCGACGAACGGCCCGCUUGUCAGCGGAGAUACGUCGUCGUCGUCAUCGUCGGGCUCUUCGGACACAGCCACCACGGUCGGCGCUACGAUCGGUGGGAUUGCUGCGCUCGUAGGUCUCAUUGGUAUCGGAGUCUAUGUAUCAAAGACGCGGAAGGGGUGGAAGAGCACUGUGAUGAGCCUCAGUGCAAGCAAGAAGUCUCGGGGAAGGUACCCAGCGUACGGCGAUAGCUCGUCGACCACCACGGACCUUGACCCCUUCUCUGCCGAACCACGAUACCCACCACCCCAGCGUAGCCCGAGCUCGACAUGGUCCCCUCCCCGGAGCGCGCACGGCUACAGCUCGAGCGUGUCCAUGACCGAGCGCACAUACCCGAACCAGCUCACCGAAUACGCCGCCAACACGGGCUUCGACCGCAGCUCAUCCUAUACCCACGGCUCCAGCGGCAGCAACACCAACGGCGAACCCUUCGAGUUCGACCGACGCCCACCCUCGGUGUACACCUCGAGCGCCGUGCAGUCCGAGUACGGCGCGCGUUCCACAUUCAGCCAGUCCAUAUUCAGCCACGGCGGCGGCGACGCGGCUAGCCCAAUCCACGGCCGGGGCGGAGGAGCGCCGCCGCCGCCACCGCCAUCCGAGGUAUCGCAGCGGCCGACGUCGUACGCGCCGUCGUCCCCCUUGUCCCCCGUACCCCCCGCGUCGCCCAGGAGCCCGCGCGUGCGUGGGAAGGGGAGGAUGGUGUCCGUGCCCGUUCUGCGCGAGGAGGACUCGGGUCCGCUGAACGAAGGUCUCGAGACGCUCCCGCCGUCGUACAACCCCGCGUGGCAAGGGAGCGUAGGUUCCCAUUCGAGCGAAACUCAGAGCAUCCAGAGACCACGGGGGGCACCACGAUUGCUCCCGCCAACACCGGGUCCACAAGGCGGGGUGUCGCUGCGAGACGUGAAGAGGGGCUCCUAGGCGUGCAUGGUGGUAGUGAUAUAUGGAAUGUUGUACGUUAAUGUUAAUGUGCGGUUAUCAAGGCAAAUAUCUGCGGUUCGCCUUAUUAUAUGCACUAUUAGGUUUCUU
This is a messenger RNA of Coniophora puteana RWD-64-598 SS2, 1731 nucleotides long. RefSeq lists its product as uncharacterized. The transcript has 7 exons. The coding region runs from base 25 to 1623 and encodes 532 amino acids. The record is from RefSeq and is a predicted model, not a curated record. NCBI's taxonomy places the organism in Eukaryota, Fungi, Basidiomycota, Agaricomycetes, Boletales, Coniophoraceae.